Stylonychia lemnae is the source of this 1707-nucleotide messenger RNA. The record is from the annotation of a GenBank genome assembly. Lineage: Eukaryota; Ciliophora; Spirotrichea; Sporadotrichida; Oxytrichidae.
AUGAAAAGUAAUCAUAACUAAAUCAAUAGAAGAUAUCAGAGAAACAGGAAGAAUAUUAUUAGUAAAUUGAGAAAUAAAGAUUUAGAUGGCAUUGAUUUUUCAAUCAAGCAUGACGAUUCACAAGGAGAAUUUUAAGACUUAAAUAUAAAAAGCAAUAGCAAAUUUGAUAGUUCUCGAGGAAACUUGCAGACGAAUCUAGUCAAGCUACCAUAAUUGAUAAAAGCUUAAAAUCAAAUAGGUGAUUUGCAGAUAAAUUUAGAUAGUACUCAAAAUGUCAGCAGGAAUGAAUCAUCAAAUGACAUAAGAAAUGAAAGUUCAAGAGCCCUCUUAAAUCUUAAAAAUUUAAGGUACAUUCAUACUAAGGAUUAUCAGGAACUAAUCCAGUAAACUAGUCCAAGAUCAAGAAUGAUGACUGAGAGAGAAUAGAACUUGAAGUUUCUAAUGCCUCUUUCAAAUAGGAAUAGAGAUGGAGUUAAUCACAAUUUCAUUGGUAAUAUCCCUUCAAAUAAAGACAAGAUCGAUUCAAGAGUAGAUAUAUCUAAGAAUGUCUAGAGUAUUUAACGUUUACCAGAUUAGCACUUAUCACUAAGUCCAUCAAGGCAAUAAAUUCUUGCAAUAUCAAAAGAUUUUGACUAGAGUAAUAAAAUUCUUGGAUAGAAUAGCUCCACAUUAUUUGGAUCUAUUGACGAGGAAUCUCUGAUAAAACUGAAACUUUUUAAGUAUAUUAGCAAAAAGAAUUAGGUAGUUAACCUAAAUAACACUGUUGAUCUUGUUAAACUGGAUGAAUAAGCUAUAGGCAGAGGUCACUACAAGCUGUCUAGGAUAUCUGCUUAUAAAAAUUAUAUAAACGAGCAAAAUAGCGAGGAGCGUAAGAGAAUAUGCUGUAUCUUAAAAGAGAAGUUGAAGGAAAGUAUUAAGAAACAAAGUAGUAAGGAAGAAGAGAAAUAAGAGAAGGAAAAAAUUGUAUAAAUCAGAGAGAUGGUAACUAAUCUUAAAAAUUAGAGGAAUUUGAGUCCCAAAAUUAUGGAUUAAUUGGAUUCAAUGACUUAUGAUUUGAAAUCAACUGCUGCUCUAACUAGAGAAGAAUUUAACAAUACUACUGAUUUAACUUAUAAAGAUAGCAAUAAUAGAAACCUAUAGUAUAAAACUUUUGAUAGCAAAGUUAAAAUUGAGGAACUAUAGAAAUUUUUUGAAGUUAAAAUAUCCAACAAAAGGCACAUAGAAAAAUUAAAUAAGAUUUAUCUUAAUCCUUACGAAAGACUCAGCAGCUUUAAAAACUCUUCGAAGGAGAGAUUAAUGAUUGAUACAAGUCGAGGGGAUGCCUAAAUGUUUAGCCAAACUAUUUUAGAAUCUAAUAAGGAGGAAAUAGAUGAUAAAAAGCAACAGGUUUUUAAGGUUUAUAAAACUUUGAAGAAAAAGGAAAAAGAGUAGAAAAAUAGCAAAGAGGUUAUUUUAAACAAUUCAAUGUCAAGAAACACUGUGCUAUAAAAUUUGAAUAAAGAAUCAUUAAAUCUAUCAGUAAAUGGGAAGACUCCAAUUAUUCAAUCAUUUUAUGAAAGAUAUAAAAUACCCAUAAGGGAAAUCAAUAAUCCAGCUAAGAAUUUGCCUUUGAUUAAACUUGAAAAACCAAAGCACUCUAUAAACAAUUCGAUGGAUUCUCAAGGAUACCAGAAUAUUAAUAUGAAACCAACUCUAAAUUAGUUAUGA